Molecule: messenger RNA, 993 nt
Organism: Caenorhabditis briggsae
Lineage: Eukaryota; Metazoa; Nematoda; Chromadorea; Rhabditida; Rhabditidae
Gene: Cbr-lips-5
Product: Protein CBR-LIPS-5
Exons: 8
Coding region: 1-993 (330 amino acids)
Biological process (GO): lipid catabolic process
Molecular function (GO): lipase activity
Source: RefSeq, a predicted model, not a curated record
AUGCUCUUCUCCUCCUCAAUACUGCUGCUGCUAUCAACAGUUUUCUCACAAGACAUUCCGCAAUAUGGACCAAUUAGUGCUCAUUUCGACUCAUGGCUGGAUAGGAACGGAUACGAAAAGUACGAAUAUGCACGAUUAGAUCUAGGAACUGCUGGAAGUUUCGGAGGAAUGUCCAGUGAAAUGCAAUAUUUUGAUACCACCAAAGACCCGGUAAUCUUCUUCCAUGGAAACUCGGACGCCGCCCUUACUGCCAACAAUUUCUCCACUGGAUGGACUUCUACUGUCGAGUACUUCCUGAACCAAGGCUACACUCUUGCCCAUCUCUACGGCACAUCCUGGGGAAACACGAAUACGACUGCAGCUGUCGAAAGGGACCAUGACUGUGUCACUGUAUUCCGGUUGAGAAAAUUUGUGGAAGCAGUGAUGGACUACACCGGAGCAAAGCAAAUUAACAUUAUUUCGCAUUCGAUGGGAGUAACUCUCGCCAGGAAAGUGAUUCUUGGAGGCUACAUCAAUGCUGACGACGGUUCCUGCAACAUUGGAAAACCAUUGGGAACCAAAGUCAGAGCAAUUUUGGGAAUCGCUGGAGCCAACUUUGGAUUGUGCGCAUGCGUUGGACAUUGGCUUGGAGUUGUUUGGCCAACUUGUAAUGAUGAUAACGGUUUGUGGCCUGGAGAGACAUGCUAUCCAACCAGAAUGGACGGAAUGUGCGCCACGUCUCCACUUCCAUAUCCAUGCAACGGAUUGACUUACUCCAAAUUCCUCAUGGAUCUCAACAACUCUCGCUUCAAACCAGCUCAACACAUUUUCAGCAUGUGGAGUAUGGGUGACGACUUGAUUGGAGACGGAAAUAUGGUCUGGGGACGUCCAACAAGUGAGAUUCCAAUGUCCGACGGAAACAAGAUCUACAAGAACUACUCCCACAUGGAAACUAAACUGAAUACAGCCGCCGACCAAUUCCACAUCAUCACCCAACUGAACAUUCCAGCAUAA